Erigeron canadensis is the source of this 1473-nucleotide messenger RNA. RefSeq names its product E3 ubiquitin-protein ligase RGLG4. NCBI's taxonomy places the organism in Eukaryota, Viridiplantae, Streptophyta, Magnoliopsida, Asterales, Asteraceae. The record is from RefSeq and is a predicted model, not a curated record. The coding region runs from base 160 to 1272 and encodes 370 amino acids. The transcript is spliced from 12 exons.
AGAAUUUAGGAACUUAACAGAUAAAGCAAAAGAUAUUGUAACGGAUUUCGCGAAACAACUCAGAAAGUAGAAAAGAAUCAUCAAUAUAAGGCCAUGUAGAGAGCAAAACACCCACCUGCCACAGCAUCAAUAAACCGGUCGUUGUCUCAACAAGCAUCAAUGUUUAGUCGAAAAGGUUCAAGCGUAAAGUCUUCAAAAUCCAAAAAAGCCUUCAAGAACAAGUAUGGAUACAUCCCAGACAACUAUUCUUCUCUAGAACAGGUUACACAGGCACUUAGAAAUUCUGGAUUGGAGUCUUCUAACCUUAUUCUUGGAAUAGAUUUUACCAAGAGUAACGAAUGGACAGGUAAAGAGUCGUUCAAUAAUCAAAGCCUUCAUGCCAUUGGUGAUCAACCAAACCCAUACGAGAAGGCCAUAUCCAUUAUAGGAGCGACUCUUGCUCCUUUUGAUGAUGAUAACUUGAUUCCUUGUUUUGGAUUUGGAGAUGUUACGACACAUGACCAAGAAGUAUUUAACUUUCACGACGAUGGUUCUCCUUGCCACGGAUUUGAAGAAGUCUUAAAUUGCUAUAAGAGGGUUGUCGCAGGCGUACAAUUGGCUGGGCCAACCUCUUUUGCACCUGUUGUUGAGGCUGCUAUUAAUAUAGUAGAGAAAAGCGGAGGUCAAUUCCAUAUUCUUGUUAUCAUAGCAGAUGGCCAGGUUACAAGGGGCAUGGAUACUAGCGAUGGAGAGCUUAGUUCACAGGAACAGAAAACAAUUACCUCAAUUGUUGAAGCAAGUUUGUAUCCUCUCGUAAUUAUCCUUGUUGGCGUUGGAGAUGGUCCCUGGGCUGACAUGAAAAGGUUCGAUGACAAACUUCCUGCUCGUGAAUUUGAUAACUUUCAGUUUGUUAACUUUACUGGUAUCAUGUCCACGGAGCUAAGCCCAACUCGCAAAGAAGCAGCUUUUGCACUUGCUGCCCUUAUGGAGAUCCCAACACAAUAUGAGGCUGUUCAUGAACUUGGCUUACUUGGACAAACGACCGGAAAUGCAAAGAGAAUAAAUCCACGGCCACCUCCUCGUCCAAGAGGUCGAGCUCAUGUUCCUCAUGUAAACAGCACAUCAGCUACACAAGAUGAUGAUUACAAGAUCUGCCCAAUCUGUCUAACAAAUGAAAAGGAUAUGGCCUUCGGAUGUGGACAUGUGGCUUGUAGAGAAUGCGGAUCAAGAUUGAGUCGUUGUCAUAUAUGUCGCCAAGUAAUAAGCAAUCGAAUCAGGCUUUAUACAGGGUGACACGCCUAUAGUGACCAUCCAUUUAGCAUCGUAUACCUAAGUAGCUUAUAAUAAAUCUAAUGAUUUCUGAAAGAAAAUACCAAAAAUACUGGAUAUGGUGGGUUUAUCAUCUGAAAAGGAUAAAUCGCUAUUGUAAUUGUCUACCAGAUCACAUUUUAUAUAUCCAUUAGCCGUGUAAAUAUAAUUAGCAUUCAUAAUUAA